AUGAUCCCACGACGCCUGAUUAGCUCGCUCAGAGCGCGCGGCCGGCUGGCGGUAAGCCUGCCGGUGGCCGCCGCCCCGGGCGGCGGCGGCACCGCCGGCGGCGGCGAGCCACGAGGCAGCGGCGAGGAGCAGCCACCCGACUCGCAGGAACCGCCACCAGCGCCGCCGCCGCCAGCCCAGCAGCGUCAGUGGCGACAGCAGGGGCAGCGUGGGCCGUCCAAACUAAACUACACAACCAAGUUCAAGCCGGCCUACUCGACCAACGGCGCUCCGCCGCCCGCCAGCCUGGAGAGCGGCGUGGUGCAGGGGGCCAAAGUGUCAUGGUCCGACAGCCUGAGCAGCCUGAAGCUGCGGCGGCGGUGCAAUCUGCUGUGGGAGGAGGGGCACCCCAACUGCGUGCUGCUGGUCAAGAAGCCCGGGGACGCGGCAGCCAGCCAGAAACUCAAGGAAAUCGGGUCGUGGCUGAAGGGUCACGGCCUGCAGGUGCUUGUGGAGCGGCCCGUGGCGCAGGCUGAGUUCUCUGAAUUCGAGGCCUUCCAGCCCUCCCGCCACAACCCGCAGAUAGAUCUGUGCAUCACCCUGGGAGGCGACGGUACUGUGCUCCACCUGGCGUCUCUGUUUGUUGAGGACGCGCCGCUGCCACCGGUCAUCUCCUUUGCGAUGGGCACCCUGGGCUUCCUCACACCAUUCAAUGCCAGCAUGUCUCGCACCGUGCUGUCGCGGCUGCUAUGGCCGCCGUGGCAGGGGGAGCCCGUGUUCUGCACGCUGCGCAGCCGCAAGCAGUGCGAGGUGCACUGGGGCGGCCAGCUGCAGCGUGUGCACCAUGUGCUCAAUGAGUGCCUCAUAGAUCGGGGCGCCUCGCCGGCCAUGGUCCAGCUGGAGUGCUUUGUGGACGGCAGCCACAUCACCACGGCGCAGGCAGACGGCCUCAUCAUCGCCACCCCCAGCGGCUCCACAGCCUACAGCAUGUCGGCGGGUGGCCCCAUGGUGGCGCCCAGCGUGCCCUGCACCCUCAUCACGCCCGUGGCUCCCCACAGCCUGUCCUUCAGGCCGGUGGUGGUGCCAGAGCAUUCAGUGAUCGAGGUGCACCUGCCCCAGUCCUCUCGGUCACAUGCCAGGGCGUCGUUUGAUGGUGCGGUUGGGGCGGGGCGGCACACGAUGCGCAUGCUGCGCGACUCCUCCAUCCUCUGCCGCACCAGCCGCCACGCGCUGCCCAUGAUCAACAUGCACCCGCUGGACGAGGACUGGUACGAGGGCAUCACGCAGAAGCUGAGCUGGACGGGGUCGCUGCGGCAUGGCGGCGCGCCUUCCUUCCGCGGCGGCAGCGGGCAGCGGUAG
Chlorella variabilis is the source of this 1338-nucleotide messenger RNA. RefSeq lists its product as hypothetical. Gene Ontology annotation, molecular function: NAD+ kinase activity. The transcript is spliced from 12 exons. The record is from RefSeq and is a predicted model, not a curated record. The coding region runs from base 1 to 1338 and encodes 445 amino acids. NCBI's taxonomy places the organism in Eukaryota, Viridiplantae, Chlorophyta, Trebouxiophyceae, Chlorellales, Chlorellaceae. Gene Ontology annotation, biological process: NADP+ biosynthetic process; NAD+ metabolic process.